AUGAUCAUCAAACGUACAAAUAUCGAAACGGUGAUUUUAUUAACAAUUUGGUUUCCAUUGAUUUUCGUUAUCGGUCAUCACGGUAUACAAUCUUCACUUGCAACCGAUGAUUGUCAAGUAACUCCAGUCAUUCACGUUCUUCAAUAUCCGGGUUGCGUACCAAAACCUAUACCAUCGUUUGCAUGUACCGGAAGAUGUAGCAGUUAUCUUCAGGUAUCGGGUAGUAAAAUAUGGCAAAUGGAAAGAUCUUGCAUGUGUUGUCAAGAAAGUGGAGAAAGAGAAGCAUCCGUUAAUUUAUUUUGUCCGAAAGCAAAACCUGGUGAAAGAAAAUUCAGAAAGGUAACGACAAAAGCUCCUUUGGAAUGCAUGUGCAGGCCAUGCACAGGAAUCGAACCGAGCGCUAUAGUACCACAGGAAAUUGCAGGAUAUGCAGAUGAAGGUCCUUUAAAUAAUCAUUUUAGAAAAUUUGAAUAA
This is a messenger RNA of Pediculus humanus corporis (human body louse), 474 nucleotides long. RefSeq names its product Bursicon precursor, putative. Gene Ontology annotation, biological process: animal organ morphogenesis. The record is from RefSeq and is a predicted model, not a curated record. Gene Ontology annotation, molecular function: BMP binding; receptor ligand activity. NCBI's taxonomy places the organism in Eukaryota, Metazoa, Arthropoda, Insecta, Psocodea, Pediculidae. The transcript is spliced from 4 exons. The coding region runs from base 1 to 474 and encodes 157 amino acids.